Molecule: messenger RNA, 10108 nt
Organism: Pezoporus flaviventris
Lineage: Eukaryota; Metazoa; Chordata; Aves; Psittaciformes; Psittacidae
Product: chromodomain-helicase-DNA-binding protein 9-like
Exons: 38
Coding region: 289-7527 (2412 amino acids)
Molecular function (GO): ATP binding; ATP-dependent chromatin remodeler activity; protein binding
Source: RefSeq, a predicted model, not a curated record
UGCAUUCAUUUCUUCCCUUGCUUUGUUGGAACCUGGCUCCGUGGUUACCGUGGGUGCCGAGCCCAGCUGUGGCAGCAGGUAGCCCUCCCCUCCUGAGGCAGGCGGCUCUGGCACCCGUGGACCUGUGUUCACCCAGGGAGGAAUAUGUUGGUAAAUCACAAUAUGUAUUUGUGGAGGGUUGUGCAUUUCAUGGCUGCAGCUCGCUAAAUAGGCCGUUUAGCAAUCUUCUCUCAAUACUUUUCUCUUGAGCACUGCCUGGGGUGCUGAAAAGCAGAGGGCAAGCCCUUGAUGCCAAACAUGUCUUCAAUGAAGAGGCCAAGAGGAAGGCCUCCUUUGUCCAAGAAGACUGAUGGUUUGGGAGCAUAUACUAAGUUGCAGAAUACCCAGGUGAAGGCAAUGUCAGAAAAGCAGCAGAAGAAAAAAAUAGAUUUGGAAAGUAAACAAGAGAAGGCAAAUCGCAUAAUAUCUGAAGCGAUUGCAAAAGCAAAAGAGAGAGGAGAGAGAAAUAUUCCACGAGUAAUGAGUCCUGAAAACUUCCCCAGUGUUUCAGCUGAAGGAAAAGAGGAAAAGAAGGGUAGAAAAGUAAAAUCCAAACCAAAGGACAAGGAGAGCAAAGAAACAAAAUCUGGUUCCUUAUCCAGAAUUAAAGAGAAAGCAAAAAUUGGAAAGCUAAUCAUCACACUGGGUAAGAAAAGAAAAAAUGAAUCUUCAGAUGAAUUGUCUGAUGCUAAGCAGACUCCACAGCGGCCAUUAAAAGAUGAAGAUUCACAGAAGAGAAGAUCAAAUCGUCAAGUUAAAAGGAAAAAGUAUGCUGAAGAAGGAGGAAAACAAUCGGAAGCAGCAGCUAAAGUUUCUGUGAAAAUCAAAAAGAAUUCUGCCCCUUUACCUGCUGAACAGCCUUUACAAUUAUUUGUUGAAAAUCCAAGUGAAGAAGAUGCAGCAAUUGUAGACAAAAUCUUAUCCUCCAGGGUAAUAAAGAAAGAAAUAGCUGCUGGGAUGACAGUAGAAACAGAAGAGUUCUUUGUAAAAUACAAAAACUACUCUUAUCUUCACUGUGAGUGGGCCACAGAGCAACAGCUUUUAAAGGAUAAAAGAAUCCAGCAGAAAAUAAAACGAUUCAAACAGAGGCAAGCACAAAGAGCUCACUUUUUUGCAGAUAUGGAAGAAGACCCUUUUAAUCCUGACUAUGUUGAAGUAGAUCGGGUAUUAGAAGUAUCUGUUUGUGAAGAUAAGGAUACUGGUGAGCCUGUUAUUUACUACUUAGUAAAAUGGUGUUCAUUGCCAUAUGAAGACAGUACAUGGGAGCUGAAAGAAGAUGUAGAUCAAGCAAAAAUAGAAGAAUUUGAACAAUUGCAAGCUUCCAGGCCUGACUCCAGGAGACUGGACCGACCACCUCCAAACUCCUGGAAGAAGAUAGAACAGUCCAGGGAAUAUAAAAAUGGCAAUCAGCUCAGGGAAUAUCAACUGGAAGGACUUAACUGGCUCCUAUUCAACUGGUACAAUAGGCAAAACUGUAUUUUAGCAGAUGAAAUGGGUCUUGGCAAAACCAUUCAGUCAAUUACAUUCCUCUAUGAAAUCCUCCUGGCUGGUAUAAGAGGGCCUUUUCUAAUCAUAGCUCCGCUUUCCACCAUAACAAACUGGGAAAGAGAAUUUCGCACGUGGACUGACCUUAAUGUUGUAGUGUAUCAUGGAAGCAUGAUCAGCAGGCAGAUGAUUCAGCAGUAUGAAAUGUACUUCAGGGACUCACAGGGAUGUAUCAUUCGUGGUACCUACAGAUUCCAAGCCAUUAUCACAACUUUUGAAAUGAUUCUUGGUGGGUGUCCAGAGUUAAAUGCCAUUGAAUGGCGAUGUGUUAUUAUUGAUGAAGCUCACAGACUGAAGAACAAAAACUGCAAACUCUUGGAAGGACUAAAAUUAAUGAACCUUGAGCAUAAAGUGCUGUUAACAGGUACCCCUCUGCAGAACACAGUAGAGGAAUUAUUCAGCCUCCUUCAUUUUCUUGAACCUUUGCGUUUUCCUGCUGAAUCUACAUUCAUGCAAGAAUUCAGAGACCUUAAAACAGAGGAACAGGUUCAGAAACUACAAGCUAUUCUGAAACCCAUGAUGCUCAGACGUUUAAAGGAAGACGUAGAAAAAAAGUUGGCUCCAAAGGAGGAAACUAUAAUUGAAGUAGAACUAACUAAUAUUCAGAAGAAAUAUUAUCGAGCGAUUCUGGAGAAAAAUUUUGCUUUCUUAUCCAAAGGAGCAGGGCAAGCAAAUGUACCCAAUCUGGUUAACACCAUGAUGGAACUCAGAAAAUGUUGUAAUCACCCUUACCUCAUCAAAGGUGCUGAAGAGAAAAUCCUUGGAGAGUUUAAAGAAACAUAUAACCUAAGUGCUCCAGACUUCCAUCUGCAAGCAAUGAUCCAGUCUGCUGGUAAAUUGGUUCUUAUUGAUAAACUUCUUCCAAAAAUGAAAGCAGGAGGCCACAAAGUCCUUAUCUUCUCUCAAAUGGUGCGCUGCCUUGAUAUUUUGGAGGAUUACCUUAUACAUAAAAGAUACUUGUAUGAACGAAUUGAUGGGCGAGUACGAGGCAAUCUCAGACAAGCUGCCAUUGACCGGUUCAGCAAGCCAGAUUCCGACCGUUUUGUCUUCCUUCUGUGCACCAGAGCUGGUGGUUUGGGCAUUAAUUUGACUGCAGCAGAUACAUGUAUAAUUUUUGAUUCUGAUUGGAAUCCUCAAAAUGAUCUUCAGGCUCAAGCCCGUUGUCACAGGAUUGGUCAGAACAAAGCAGUGAAGGUCUACAGACUGAUAACACGGAACUCCUAUGAGAGAGAGAUGUUUGAUAGAGCAAGUCUGAAACUGGGACUAGAUAAGGCUGUCCUCCAGAGUAUGAGUGGAAGAGAAAGCACUGGUGGUAUCCAACAACUCUCCAAAAAAGAAAUAGAAGACUUGCUUCGAAGGGGUGCAUAUGGUGCCAUUAUGGAUGAAGAAGAUGAAGGCUCUAAAUUCUGUGAGGAAGACAUUGACCAAAUUUUACAGCGUCGUACUAAAACUAUCAUGAUUGAAUCAGAAGGAAGGGGCUCCACAUUUGCCAAGGCUAGUUUUGUUGCAUCUGGAAACAGGACUGAUAUUUCACUAGAUGAUCCCAACUUCUGGCAGAAAUGGGCCAAAAAAGCAGAAAUAGAUAUAGAUGCUAUCAGUGGUAGAAACAGCCUGGUUAUUGAUACCCCAAGAAUUAGGAAACAAACACGGCCCUUCAGUGCUACAAAGGAUGAGCUGGCUGAGUUGUCGGAGGUGGAGAGCGACGGUGAUGAAAAACCGAAACUCCGUAGGCCUUGUGACCGUUCCAAUGGUUACGGUAGAACAGAGUGCUUUCGAGUGGAAAAAAACUUGCUGGUCUACGGGUGGGGUCGAUGGAGAGAAAUUUUGUCACAUGGCCGCUUCAAGAGACAGCUGAAUGAACAGGAUGUGGAGAUAAUCUGCCGAGCUCUAUUAGCCUAUUGUCUCAUUCACUACAGAGGGGAUGAGAAAAUAAAAAGUUUUAUAUGGGAUCUCAUUACCCCAACAGAGGAUGGGCAAACAAGAGAGUUACAGAAUCACCUUGGCUUAUCAGCCCCUGUGCCUAGAGGAAGAAAAGGAAAAAAAGUGAAGGCCCAGGCUACCACUUUUGAUAUACACAAAGCAGAAUGGCUUCGAAAAUACAAUCCAGAACAUCUAUUGCAAGAUGAAGGAUACAAAAAGCACAUAAAACACCAUUGCAACAAGGUUUUACUUCGAGUAAGAAUGCUGUAUUACUUAAAACAAGAAGUCAUUGGUAAUGAAUUCCAAAAGGUGUUUAAUGGAAUUGAUGCCAGUGAAAUUGAUGUUUGGGUCCCUGAGCCAGAUCAGUCUGAAGUUCCUACUGAGUGGUGGGAUGCAGAUGCAGAUAAAUCCCUUCUAAUUGGAGUUUUUAAACAUGGUUAUGAAAAAUACAACACUAUCAGAGCAGACCCAGCGCUGUGCUUCUUGGAAAGGGUUGGCAAGCCAGAUGAAAAAGCAGUUGCUGCUGAACAGAGAGCAAAUGAUUAUAUUGAUGGGGAUGUAGAAGAUCCAGAAUAUAAACCAGCACCAGCAAUGUUUAAAGAUGACAUAGAGGAUGAUGUUUCAUCCCCAGGUGAUUUAGUAAUAGCAGAUGGAGAUGGACAAAUGAUGGAAGGAGACAAAAUCUGUUGGCCCACUCAGUCUGCCUUAACAACACGUCUUCGCCGCCUGAUAACAGCUUAUCAGCGAACAAGUAAAAAUAGGCAGGCCCAGCAGAUCCAGCCAGCAUUCCCAGUACAACAUAGUAUGAUGCAGCCUCCAUAUGAUGAAGUUGGUCUAAACCCAAAGAUGGCUGCUAAGAUUGAAAAGCAGCAAAGAUGGACUAGAAGAGAAGAAGCUGACUUCUACAGAGUUGUCUCCACAUUUGGUGUCGUAUUUGAUCCAGAAAGGGGGCAAUUUGAUUGGACCAAAUUUAGAGCAAUGGCUAGACUACAUAAGAAAACGGAUGUGAGCUUAGAGAAAUACUUGUCUGCAUUUAUGUCAAUGUGCCGGAGAGUCUGUCGUCUCCCCUCAAAAGAAGAACUCGUAGACCCAAAAAUCUUUAUCCAACCAAUCACAGAAGAGCGUGCUUCUCGGACUUUGUAUCGCAUUGAACUCCUAAGGAAAGUGCGGGAACAGGCCCUUAGACACCCACAGUUGUUUGAACGACUAAAACUGUGCCAGCCAAACCCAGACUUACCUGUCUGGUGGGAAUGUGGAACUCAUGACAGGGAUUUACUUAUUGGAGCUGCUAAGCAUGGAGUUAGCAGGACAGAUUAUCAUAUUCUCUGUGAUCCUGAACUUUCAUUUAUGUCUGCCCAGAGGAACUAUAAUCAAAAUAAAGUGGCACUCUCAAAGACUUCUACUCCACUCUUGCAUCAGUACCAGAUGGCAUUAUCUGCUUCUCCUCUUACACCUCAGUCAAGAUUGUCAGAUGCUAAAGCGAAUGCUUUUGAGGACACAAAAGCUAAACAUGAAAAUCUGAAAGAAGACCCUCAGUCUUCUGAAGACGAAUCUAUGUCUACAGAGGAGACACAGACAAUAAUGAAAUCUGAACCUUUGAGUCCAGAAAACGGCAUGCCAAUACAAAAUACAGAUCACAAACCUAGUGUGAAGACUGAAACAGACAGGCGCAUGGUGGCAGCAAGAACAGAGCCUCUAACUCCAAACCCAGCUUCCAAAACACAGAGAGUCAGCAAAAGGGGAUCUGACUCUAGCUCUGAUUCAGACUCUGACUCAGAUAAAUCAUCCCGUUCUUCUAGGUCAUCAUCUUCAUCCUCUUCAUCUUCCUCAUCUUGUUCACACUCUCAAUCAGGCUCUAGCUCUUCAUCAUCAUCAUCUUGUUCCUCAUCAUCUUGUUCCUCAUCAUCUUGUUCCUCAUCAUCAUCAUCUUCAUCAUCGUCAUCUGAAGAGAGUGAUAGUGAUGAAGAGGAGACACAGAAACGUGCAGAAGGAGCCGGUCAUAUAAAAGCAUAUGAUGAAGAGAGUGUAGCCUCUCUGAGUACAACACAAGAUGAGACGCAAGACAGUUUCCAGAUGAACAAUGGGACACCAAAUUCCAGUUAUCUCCUACAAGGUGGAUACAUGAUGGCUGCAUCCUACUGGCCAAAGGAUCGAGUUAUGAUUAAUCGGCUUGACAGUAUUUGUCAAACACUUUUGAAAGGUAAAUGGCCUUCAUCAAGAAGAAGCUAUGACAGCAAUACAGUGGCCUCUUUCUACACAACCAAGCUUCUGAAUAGCCCAGGUGCAUCUGCAUGUUACAGUGAUCCCAGUGUACCACCACCCCCUUUUGCAGGUGUUAAAGAAGAAUACGAUCAGUCACCACAGAUGUCAAAGGUGAAGAAGCAUGUACGAGAAAAGGAGUUUACAGUGAAAAUCAAUGACGAAGGUGGUUUGAAAUUGACCUUUCAGAAGCAGGGACUGUCUCAGAAAAGGCCAUUUGAAAGCGAGGAAGGUGUACUGGGACAACAGCACUACCUGGCUGAACUCCAGAAUGCCUCAGAAACCAGCCUUGUUAACUUCCCCAAAUCACUUCCCAAAUCAGGUACUUGCAGUCACUUAACAGCCAGUGCCAAUGGAGUCAUAGCUGACAGUCAGCCUGCAGUCAAAAAGAGAAGAGGAAGAAGGAAGAAUGUGGAGGGAGUUGAUGUUGCUUUUAUAAACAGAAAUAAACAGCCUAAUCAUGUUAAUCCAGGUAUUAACUCCAGUCAAGUUGCUGCAGGAAUAAACCCAGCACUCACUCACACACAGUUCCAAGGCAUGCUUGAUGCAGAGAGUCCAGUUCCUGUUAUUAACCUAAAAGAUGGAACAAGGCUUGCAGGUGAUGAUGCCCCCAAAAGGAAAGAUUUGGAAAGGUGGCUUAAAGAAAAUCCUGGCUAUGUUGAAGAUUCAGGAGCUUGUAUUUCUAGGAUGCAGCUGCAUGAUGGGAGGCCCAAACAAAAAAGACACCGUUGUCGCAACCCUAAUAAGCUGGAUAUUAACAGUUUGACUGGUGAAGAACGUGUUCAGCUCAUAAAUAGAAGAAACGCAAGAAAGGUUGGGGGUGCAUUUGCUCCUCCCCUGAAGGAUUUGUGCAGGUUCUUGAAAGAAAAUCCAGAGUAUGGAGUGGCUCCUGACUGGGGAGAAGUUGUAAAACAGUCUGGGUUUCUUCCAGAAGGUAUGUUUGACCGUAUUCUCACUGGACCUGUUGUGCGGGAAGAAGUGAGUCGGCGAGGAAGGCGCCCCAAAAGUGAGAUUGCUAAGGCUACAGCAAUUUCCCCUGCCACAGGCAUAUCAGUUAACCCUCUGCUAGCUAACGGACUUCUUCCCACAGUGGAUCUGCCCAGUCUUCAGGCUUUACAGCAAAACCUGCAGUCACUGCAAGUGACAGCAGGAUUAAUGGGAAUGCCGGCUGGUUUAACUGCUGGAGGAGAAGCUAAGAACAUGGCUGCCAUGUUCCCCAUGCUGUUGUCGGGGAUGGUUGGAUUACAAAACUUGCUGGGCAUGGGAGGGCUUCUGACAAAGUCUACAGAAUCUAUUUCAGAGGAAAAAAAGGGAAGUGAUUCAAAGGAUGCAGAUACAAAGAAAGAAAGGACAGAAGACCAAAAUACAGAUGCUGGUGGUGAAAAUUCUGUUUCAAGUUCUCCUUCAACAUCCUCUGCUGCUGCAGCUGCCAGUCCCCUCUCUCUUAACCCUUUACUUUUGUCCAACAUAAUUUACCCAGGGAUGCUUCUCACUCCAGGCCUUAAUCUUCAUAUCCCAGCUUUGUCUCAGUCUAAUAUUUUUGAUGUACAGAACAGUGAAAGCAAUGAUACAAGCUCAGCAAAGCUUACAGAAGAAAAGGAGGAAAAUUCAAGGGUCAGAGAUGAGGAAGACAAAGAGGGAACAGAACCAAGCUCUCACAAUGAAAACAGCACAGAUGAGGGUUCAGAGAAAGCAGAUGCUUCAUCUGGAUCUGAUAGUACAUCGUCUUCAUCUGAGGAUUCAGAUUCUAGUGAUGAAGACUGACCCCAGACUCUGCACUUAAAUUAUAAACUGAUUUUGAAUUUAUUCUUUAAUUAUUUUGUUGUAAAUAACCUAGUGUUGAGUGCAUCAGUGAUUUACUAACCGAACAUUUCAAUAUUUGUUUAGAAGUGCAAACUGCUUUCAGAGACAUUUUGCAUGUAAUAUUUCUUGAAGUUCAUAAGUUUCCAAACUUGUAUGUACUAUCAAAUACACAAUGGUGUAAAAUUACAACAAAAUGCAUUAUAAUUUUGUUGGGGGGUUAAUUUUAUGAAAAUGCUCAAUUAAGAGCUGUAUAUUUAAUAUAUUUGCAGUGAACACAGAAUACUUUAUGCAUAUUUGAUUUAAUUUGAAUAUAAUUUUACAGCCUCCUUGACACCUAUAAUUUACAGAUCAAAACUCAGCAAUAAUUUGGGCAGCUAAUGAAUGUCAUGAAAGCUGUAGAAUCUACAUCACCAUCCAUUGCUUUAAUUACAUGAAAAUGCUCUAGUGUUGUGAUGCACUACUGUUUCCAAUUCAGGUACAAGCGUGUUUAAAAGAAGAAAAAUUUUUCCAAAUUAGCCAAUUAAACUGGCUACCUGUUACCUCAGCUGAGUUAGUUUAGGAAGUUUACAUUGGUUUCUAUUACUUGUUUUCAGGUUUUGUUUUCUAAACACAUCCUGUAUAUCAUGUUAAAAUCUGAGUUAAGACUGUUGGGUUUGUUUGUUUUGGUUUUUUUUCCCUUUAUUACAACUGUUCUGUUUUGACAGCGCUAAGGGGAACUUAAAGCAAAACCUGUUUUAUCUCAUACUACUUGACACCAUGUAGGUCUAUUUAGUUUACACCUUGCAAAGUUUUGGGCUCCCUCUGCAGAAUUGCAAGUCCCAAAAUGAGGAGUAGUUUCCCCAAGUCUCAGAAGAGGCAGACUGUCAUAAAGUGCCACUGAAAAGACCUUUCAGCACCGAAUACUUCAUGUAAAAAUUGUUUGUUUGCUUUGUGUAGAUUUCUAUUUGUGUCUUACGUCAUAAAACCUCCUGGAGUUGCCAGUUUUGAUAAUGAUAAAUAAAGUAUAGAUAGUUUUGAACUCCUUUUGAGUUUAAACUUCUCUGAAGAUUUAAAUCUGACUAAAUAUUACUCAAAAUCAUUAUUGGUAUAUCACUUCAUAUAUUAUGCUGAGUUACCUACUGAAGAAAAAGCACUUUGAAUAGUAAGGAAGACAAAUUAUUCCUAGAAACCACAGUAACAGGGCAGAAGGCAUCUGUCUAAUUCCAAAUCCUUAGAACAAUUACUAUAUAAAAAUCUGUCUAAGAUUUGAUAUGUGACGAUUCCUCCCCCUUCUUAAGCUGCUAUUACUCUGUCGCAGUCGAGGCCCAGAUUCACAUUUACCGAAGUUCAGAGCUGACCGAAACUUCAGUUGACCUUGUCUAAGAAUAGGCAAGUAUUAAGAGGAAAUAGAUACAGGUAAUAGUAGAAGUCAUUGAUAAAUCUUUACAAAGGGAUAAAUAAAUAAAAAAACACCACAAAAAAAAAAAAACUAAAAAAUCCCACAACUGUAUAUUUUGAUAUAGUUCCGUUGCUUGCUUGCACAGUAAAACUGUGGGUUUUAUUAAGAACUUUACCAAUGAAAUAUAACUUUAUGUGCAAAAUAACUAGUCCCAUGAUUAGAAGCAGUAUUACAUGUAAUUACACAAUUAUACAAGUACCAUUUGGAUUGUGCUAGUUACAUAUUUUCCCAAAUAAUAUUCUGAUUUUUGGCCCUUUAUGCAGUGUCUUAGCAAUAGUGAAAAUUAAAAACUGCCAAGAGAAGGGAGUAGCAAUUCUUCAUCAUGGGGAAAAAAAAUAAAAAAUGUAGUACUUCAUAUUUUGCUGUUUGUAAUAUAGCACUUUUAAUUAACUAGGAUGCAUCUAUGAAAUAGCCAAAGUUUUACAAACAGUUAUUAGUUUGCUGCUGGAGUAUGUCAACAAUACCAUCACUUCACACCCUUCCCCCUCAAAACAAAUCCUAAAUCUUGUGACUAAAACCUAAUUUAUAUAAUAUUUCUGAAAGAAAAUAUUUUCCUAAUUAUAGUCAAGUGAGUUUGGUUACCAUUCUAGUGAUUCUUUCUAUGUAAUAAGGCAAUUGCAGUUUCAAUUAACAAAGGCUGGUGUAGAUUGAGCGUAAUAUAUUGGAUUUAUUUUUAAUCUGUUUGAACUCGAAGGGAAAAAAAUGUCCCACUAUCAGCUAAACUAUAUGCAAAUACAGUUGUAUAAAGUUAAGGGUUAUAAGGAAACCUCAGUAGAAUUACAUUGAUACUGAAGUUAAAAUUAAAAGGAUAUCCAAGGUGAUGAUAAAGCGUGUGUUGGUAGUUACUAAAAGAUCCUUUAGCUGUUAUCGCCUUGUAUUUCUAUCCCUUGUUUCAGGCUUCAUGAUUCAAGUCUUAGUCCAGGGUUGGUUUUUUUGGACAUUUGCAAUAUUUGCCAGUUGUGUUCUGUGUAGUCUGAAUUUGCUUUCUGUAGUUGAUCAAGUGUCUUAAAAAGUCAUUUGUAAUUUAUUGAAUUACUUUCUAUGAUGUUCUAUAGAGCAAAUGGAAGUUUAAUUAUUUUUUAUUAAACAUAUUCUUUGACUACC